AUGUUACACAACAAAUAGAUACGUGGUUUGGGUGCAAGGAACCUGCUGGUGAUUGCAGACAGUGAUCUCAUUGAAAGAGACUGCCGCGCGUCCGGAUGUUGAUGAGAGGAUAUGGGGCAGAUUGUGUCGUUUCUCAACAGUCCACUGCAUGUUAUUCGUUUCCAAUAUCUUUGUGGAGUCCCAUACACGAAGGAAGAGCUUGCAGGUCAUGUUUCUAAGAAGGUGUCUUCAAUCGGUAACGGUCCCAUUGCAAAAAAUGGCAAAGUGAGACACAGACAACAAACAUGCGACACGUCUGACCACACUGAAGAAGAAGAGGCGACACAACCUGUUAGUGGAUACUUUGUCUUUGACCUGAUGUUUCGUUUCUGUUCUGGUUUGGGAGGUGAACUCUUCUACAUCACUUUCUUGCCUUUCUGUUGUUGGAACGUUGACUUCUGGCUUAUUCGCCGCUGCAUAUGGUUGUGGGUCGUGACCAUGUAUGUGGGACAGGCCAUGAAAGACAUCUUCAAGCGUCCUCGGCCUCCAAAGCCAGUCAAACGUCUAGAAACGUGGUUUGACAAUGAAUAUGGAUUUCCGUCUACACACGCUAUUGUAGCUGCGUGUAUUCCAUAUGGACUGUGGUAUCUGGCUCUCAAUCGCUACCAGUUUCCAUCAGAUGUUGCAUUUGUAAUAGCUUCUGUGUGGUGUGCUUUGGUUUGUAUCAGCCGCUUGUACUUGGGUAUUCACACUAUUCUUGACAUUUUGGCUGGAUGUUUCAUAGCAGUCUCUCUUCUCUAUACGAGUUCUUGGCUAAUGGACUCGUUUGAUGAGUUUGUAUGUACUCAUCCGCUUUCGCCAAUUGUUGUUGUUUUGGGUGCAGUUUUUCUUAUGGUAGUUUACCCAAGGAAGCAACAUGUGUGGUGUCCAGCUCGAGGUGAUACAGCAAAGAUUGUUGGAGUUGGUAUUGGAGUUGGUGUUGGUGCUUGGUACAUCAAUGACAUUACUACAGAUCCUUAUAUAGAUACACCCUUCCCAGUUAAAAUCGAAUCAAUGACUAUAGUGGUGGCAAGCAUCCUUCGUUUCAUUCUUGGUUGUCUGCUGCUCGUACUUGUUCGGGAGAUAUUUGAGACUAUUUCAUUAAAGAUUCUCAGUCGUAUUUUGCCUAACGAUCCAUCAGUGUUUUGGAAACAUCAAGUUUGGUUGGAGAUUCCUGUUCGUCUUGUGACAUACUCAGCAGUUGGCUUCGCUGUGCUUUUUCCUGCUCCUAUCGUAUUUCAAUUUCUUGGACAUCAUUUUGGUAUUGACUUGACUGUGACUGCCUUUUGAGUACACAAAUACAUAAUAAUUAUUGAUUUUCUUGAUGUUAUUGGUGUAAAAUGAGUCGUGUUAAGUUAAUUAACAGUAGAGUUCAAGAAGAAACAAUUGCAAACACUUGCAUUUAGACAAGGGCAAUGACAGCAAUACAGUAACAACAAGCUAAGACAAAAC
Molecule: messenger RNA, 1470 nt
Organism: Corticium candelabrum
Lineage: Eukaryota; Metazoa; Porifera; Homoscleromorpha; Homosclerophorida; Plakinidae
Product: sphingosine-1-phosphate phosphatase 2-like
Exons: 1
Coding region: 112-1308 (398 amino acids)
Biological process (GO): sphingosine metabolic process
Cellular component (GO): endoplasmic reticulum membrane
Molecular function (GO): sphingosine-1-phosphate phosphatase activity
Source: RefSeq, a predicted model, not a curated record